This is a messenger RNA of Oryzias melastigma (Indian medaka), 966 nucleotides long. Its product is annotated as protein B4. Bases 88 to 810 code for a protein of 240 amino acids. The transcript is spliced from 5 exons. Gene Ontology annotation, molecular function: DNA binding; structural constituent of chromatin. Lineage: Eukaryota; Metazoa; Chordata; Actinopteri; Beloniformes; Adrianichthyidae. Gene Ontology annotation, cellular component: nucleosome. Gene Ontology annotation, biological process: nucleosome assembly. The record is from RefSeq and is a predicted model, not a curated record.
AGCCGAGCGCGCGCCACAAAAGCCUUUUUAUCUGCUCCUGUUCGGCUCCGCACAGAAUGAAUUGUUCCUCCUCCCAAAAGGUCAUCCAUGGACUCCGCUGGUUCCACUGAAUCCACUUCAAGUGGUGCGCGGGGCCAGCCCGCAGGGGAAAAACCAGGAGCGGAGCCGCUGCGUAAAGUGGUCGCUCAUCCGCCGACAACGGUGAUGGUGAAAGAGGCCCUCACGGCUCUGGACCCUCGCAAAGGAGCCUCCUCUCACGCCAUCCAGAGCUACAUCAAACAGUCGUACCCCUCCGUGGACGUGCUGAAGCUGAAGCACUUGGUGCGCAACGCGCUGAAGAAGGGGCUGGAAAACGGCACCCUGGUGAGGCCAGGCAACGCCGCCACCACCACCACAGGCGCGCAGGGGAAAUUUAAACUGGCUCCAAAAGUCAAGGCGCUAAAGCCGAAAGGGGAAAAUGCGGAUCCAAAUGCGCAGAAAGCGGAAAAGGCUCCAAAGGAUGGAACGAAGACUAAAAAACCAGGGGCCACUGCCAAGACCUCUGCAAACGAGGAGAAAAAGGCAUCAAAGGAAGUGAAGCCUCCCAAAAAGCCCAAGAAAGAUGAAAACGUCCCUCCAAAAGCUGCCACAGCAAAGAAGCCGAAAGCCAAGAAGGCAGACUCCAAAGAGCCUGAAGGAAGCUCCACUUCAAAUAAAACUGAAGCGGUAAAACCAACCAAAAGGACAACAAAAGUAUCCCAGGAAGCUGCCAAGGCUGACGGUGAGGCCCCCGCCCCUAGGAGAACUGGAAAAAGAGGGAAGAAAGAAUGAGAUUUAAAAAAAGCCUUAUUUGUCAGUAAGGGUUUUUGAGUUCAGAUUCCUUUUUAGUUCUCAGAGCAUUUACAUUUUUUGUGCAUACAUUUGAAUACUUUUAAAUUGGUUUAAACUGUUUUUGUGAAUUUCUCUACAAUAAAAUCUUAAGUGUGA